Messenger RNA from Magallana angulata, 589 nucleotides. RefSeq lists its product as uncharacterized. Gene Ontology annotation, molecular function: cysteine-type endopeptidase inhibitor activity. Lineage: Eukaryota; Metazoa; Mollusca; Bivalvia; Ostreida; Ostreidae. The record is from RefSeq and is a predicted model, not a curated record. The coding region runs from base 87 to 563 and encodes 158 amino acids. The transcript has 5 exons.
CGACCUCGGCGUUUUUAUUGAGGUGUACUAGUCCCUCUGUCUUAUCAGUUGAUGUCGGACUUUCAGACAUAUAACGGCCGGUAGCAAUGAAAUCUUACGGUGUCGGGCCUGUGAUCCUCAUUGCUGCUUUGUUGGCAGUGUCAGAGCAAAGGGCUGACCCUCCUCCUGCUCCCCCUGGUGGAGAAAAAGUGGUCAAUGUGACCGACCCUAGGGUCAUCAAGGCCUCUAUGGCCGGAAUCGAGGCUAUUAACCUGCAAAAUGGAUACGGAGAAACUGCACUCAGAGAGGUCAUAUCCAAGGUCAAGAACGCAACAGAACAGGUGGUGAACGGGGAUCUUUUCCGACUGGACCUGGAGGUGGGUCCCUCGGAAUGCUUCAAUACCAUCAUGAAUAUCGGAAAGACUGCCGCAGCGUGCCCCCUUCUGUCGACCAAACUAGUGCAUACAUGUUUCACGGAAGUUUUAGCCAGGAACUGGACGGUGCCACAUCACCUGACGUUGAACGUGUCAUGUAAUCCUAUCUCUGGCAAAAAGGGGCUUCUACAGCAGCAGAUUGUGAUGUAACAGAUAAAAUAAAGUCUACAACAUGA